This is a messenger RNA of Etheostoma cragini (Arkansas darter), 1422 nucleotides long. RefSeq names its product zinc finger protein 2 homolog. The transcript has 2 exons. Gene Ontology annotation, biological process: regulation of transcription by RNA polymerase II. Gene Ontology annotation, molecular function: DNA-binding transcription factor activity, RNA polymerase II-specific; RNA polymerase II cis-regulatory region sequence-specific DNA binding. Lineage: Eukaryota; Metazoa; Chordata; Actinopteri; Perciformes; Percidae. Bases 90 to 1292 code for a protein of 400 amino acids. The record is from RefSeq and is a predicted model, not a curated record.
ACUGCAGCUAACUUCCCCCUCUGACCAAGAUGGCGUCUCUUAGAAAGGAGUGUUAGCAGAGGGUCUUUGUUGUGUUAGAAAGAGGUAAAAUGUGUAAAGUCCAGAUGCUGAGAGCGUUGGUGGAGCAGCGACUAACUGCGGCUGCUGAAGAGAUAUUUGGGCUGUUUGAAAGAACGAUAGCAGAGUACGAGGAGGAACUUUGUCGUUCAAAAGAGGAGAACGAGCGACAACGGGAACUACUGGACGCUGUUUUCAACCCUCAGCUCCGGGUCCCCAGAGCAGGUCUGGUCCCUUCUACAAACUCAGCAGAUGUUGAGCAGCCGUUGGCGGUUGAAGAAGUGGUUCCCCCGGAGCAGCAGGAGUGUAGCUCCAUUGUAGACCAGGAGGAGCCAGAGGCCCCCCCAUACAUUAAAGAGGAACAGGAGGAACUGUGGAGCAGUCAGGAGGGAGAGCAGCUUCACGGGCUGGAGGAGGCUGAUAUCACCAAGUUCAUAUUCACUCCUGUCCCUGUGAAGAAUGAAGAUGAUGAAGAGGAAGCUCAGUCCUCACAGCUUCAUAAGAGAAAAACUCAACACAUGGAAACAGAAGCAGAUGGAGAGGACUGGGGAGGACCAGAACCAACCAGAUACUCACAUAUUUUACAACCAGAGACUGAAGACCUGACUGGAGACUGCUCUGAACCUGAGACUAAUGACAGUGCUGAUUGGAAGGAGACCAGAGAACCUCAGUCAGCUUUAAACUCUCUGGAACACGAUUCAACAAUUAAGAAACCAUUCACCUGCUCUUUAUGUGGGAGGAGAUUUGUCCAGAUGGAACAUCUGAAGAGACAUAUAAGAACUCACACAGGAGAAAAACCUUUCAGCUGCUCAAUAUGUAAUAAAUAUUUUACAGAGAGAGGAAGUGUAAAGACACACAUGAUAAUCCACACAGGGGAGACGCCAUUUAGCUGCUCUGAGUGUGGAAAAAGAUUUAACCACAACUCAAAUCUGAAGAGACACUUGAGAACUCACACAGGAGAGAAAGCUUUCAGCUGCUCAGUUUGUAUGAAAUCUUUUACACAGAGUGGACAUUUAAAAAAUCACAUGAAACAACACACAGGUGAGAAACCUUUCAGCUGCUCUUUCUGUAUGAAGUCUUUUACACAGAGUAGCCAUUUAAAAAAUCACAUGAAACAACACACAGGAGAGGGACCGUCUACUUCCUGUGUAAUUGACAUCAGAAAGCAGCAGGAGUGGAGCUCCAGUGUGGACCAGGAGCAGCCAGAGAACCUCAGCCAGGUUGGAACUCUCUGAACUAUAGAAAUAAAAUGGAUAGAAUGGCCAUUUCCAUUCAAAUCAAUGUUACAUAAUGGUCAGAGUGGCAGACAUUUUAAUGUGUAACAUUGCCAUGGUAACGUAUGAACUUCAGUGUAAGCCGACUUCC